This is a messenger RNA of Pocillopora meandrina, 15839 nucleotides long. The record is from the annotation of a GenBank genome assembly. NCBI's taxonomy places the organism in Eukaryota, Metazoa, Cnidaria, Anthozoa, Scleractinia, Pocilloporidae.
AUGUUUCAACCGUCGCACUUUCAAAAGAUGGCCCAGCAUUUGGGCAUUGACUCUCUGUCCUACGAAAAGGAAUACAAUGGAUUUAUGACAAAGUUGAAGAACUUUCACGAGUCUAAGGGGUAAGAUGAGGAAUAGUUUAGAGGCUUCUUGCUAGAAAGUUUCUGUGUUGUUGCGACAAAGCAGGAAAUUUAUUCUGUCUAAUGUCUUGUCGUCUAGGACGCCAUUUAGACGAUUGCCGUGGCUAGGAGGGCAAUAUUUAGACUUAUACCUCUUGUACCGUAAGGUAACUUCAGCCGGUGGCUGGGUGAAGGUAGGUCGUCGAAAAUUCCCGCGUUUUCUUCCAAUUUUAGACUCUCACUCCUCUAUUUUUACGUUUAAAGAACCACUGAGUUGUGACUGAAUCCAUGUUUGUCUAUUUUUUAGGUUACAGAGGAGAAGAGGUGGCGAGACAUUGCUGAAGUUUUUAAUUUGCCGCCAACAUGUACGAACGCCGCUUUCGCUUUACGACAACACUACUCUCGGUAAGCGACGUUAAAACCUCCAAUUGCAUGGACAUUUUGUCUAUUUAAGAGUUCCACGUUCUAAUUAAUAGCCUCUUGAGUUGAAAUAUGAACGCAAGGCUACAUCUAGACGGUUUAAGACCAUAGUAGUGACCAUUGAAACUGAUUCAUGUAUGGUCCUGUUAUAGGGGAAUAGCUUAUGAGCUCGAUAGUUAGGGAGAACUUCCGUUAUCCUCAAUAAGUAUUUACCUUUAACUUUUAUUCAGGUUAAGAUAAAAUUAACUCUGUUUGUAGAUCACCUUAUGGAAUUUUUGACAUCGUGUGAAGUUUUAACCGAAGAAUUCUAUAAUUUCCUUGUUGCUGGGGAUGUCCUGGCCUGCUGUCACCAAGAUUGUUUCAUUUGAAAGUAAAGGACACGUUUUUCCCAUAUUUCCGUAAUCUUUUUGGUAAUUUUAACAUGGGUUAUUUCUGACGGCUUAUUUCCGGUUUCCUAGAUUUAAAACAUCACUUUGCCUUCCACUACAUCAUAUUCUCGUCGAAAAUUGAUUUUGAAAAAGCUAAACAAAAGACUUUCGUUGUCUCUUUGUGCGUGGUUAUGUUUGUUGUGACCCGUCAGAUCGAAUUUCUGUACUUGUCUUACUUUGGUCCGACGUGUAAAUUGUUAUAAUUUUCGUCGUUCGUCAAGUUAAUUUUCUGUAUCCGAAGGGAAAGUAUCCAUUGGACCGGCAGUGAAAGCCUUGUAAAAUGUGUCAGGAGCAGUAUAUUUCAUUAUGCAAAUGAAACGUGCUACUUUGAACAAUUAUUGUCUUGUGGCAGAGGUCGAACAUCUUGUUACUUUGUACAGUUACGAAGACACUAUGUUGUAGAGUAAAUUUGUUUGAGAUAAUUUCAGCGAGUAGAAUGUUUUUUAGGGGUAAUCUAGAAUUUUAACAUCUUAUUGGGUAAUUGUAAGCUUGUAGUCAUUAAAAGCUGUAACAGGCUGAGCAAUUUCCUACGUGAAGAAUCUGUACCUUAUGUAUGAAAUUUUGAUGGGAAAUGAUUUCACUUUUGUGGUAUGGACAAGGUCAUCGCACCAUAAUCAUUAUGCAUUCAUCUAUUAAAGGUGCUCUACUUCUUUGCAGGAAAGGCAUCAGAUAAUUGUGUUGUAACAUUUGUAUAUUUUAUAUGACUAGUUCUCUGUUAUUCUUAUAUUUCAAUGUUUACAUUUGAAAUGACAUAUCCUCUAUUAAAGCUCAUUAUUUUUAUAAUUUAGAAUAUAUUUGAUGAAAAUGUGAUCUAAACCAAAUUAGUUUUGUAUAAUUUAUUCUCUUAAAGGCAGAAUAGAUUAUUUUGUUGCAUAGAUAAAAAGACAAAUUCAGAAUAAGAAACUGAUGAUGAGGGAUUGGAAAACUGCUUGCUCAGUGUUUCAUAUCCAAGAUGUCAAAACAAAAAGUUAGCCAGGUAGAAGGCUGAUAUUGAUUUUCAGUCAUACAAGCUGAAUCUUUAAGUCUUCUUUUUUCACAGCUACAUGCUGAUCAUUAGGCUCAUAGCAGUUUCUUGGGAAGAUCUUUUUUUGUAAAUCCUUUUUCUCCUGUCUACUUCUGACAGGGGCUAAAGAGUAAUAUUUAAGAUGUAAAACUCAGCUUGCUGUAUUGUUAUGUACAUCGGCCUAUAAAUAAGACUUUGUUUUUAAUAAUGUUGUUGACAUCAUUCAUUUUAGCUAUUUGGAAAGCUUCGAGAGAAUCAACUUCUUUGGGGAAGAUGCAGAGGAUGUUCUAGCAGCUGGAAGACCCCAUACACCAGUUGGUGGAGGCACAUUCACUCAACACGUUCCUUCAGUGGCAACAACAGGUAAUUAUGUCAUGUACCUUAGUUGUGCAAUCAGUCGAAAUUGAAUUUUCUGGUUUGUCUUGUUUCUGUUGUUUUCUUAGAAUAUUGUGUACAAUUUAACAUUAAGAAUUCAUUGUCCCAUGAAAAAUGAAUGUGAUUUAAGUAGUAGCAAUACAAUUACUUAGUAUCCAUUAAUGAAACUUUGGUUGGCUGGCAUUGUCAAGAGACUUUCUUUUUUUGGAGCAAAAAGUAGUGCUGAAACUGAAAUAGAAAUUCAAGUAAAUGUGAGACCUUAUUAUUCAAUGUAAGAAAAUUGAACAUGUAACAAGUUAUUGAUUAGUCCCCAAAUUACCUUACUGACUGACAUAGUGAGUGUAUUUAAACACAUUUUCAUAAAAGUUAAAUGUCUGUUGACUUACUAUGGCAUAUCUGGGGGAAGGGAGAUGUUUGGUUCAGAGAGCAAGGUAGUAAUCCCCAGCUGUUUUGGCAUUUCAAAGUUUACGUUUUUGCCUUAAACCUGGUACAAUGAGGAUGUCAAUUUGAAAGUGUUUCUCUGAGUGUCACAACAAAGCAAGGAAUAGAACUCAUUGACUUCUAAAAUCAGGUUCUUAGCCCACCUCUUUUUUUUUUUUUUUUUUUUUUUUUUUUUAGAUUAUAUUUCAGUCAUUUCCACCAGCAAAGGUACAGUAUAACCUCAUUUAUGUAGCCUUGUCACAUAAACAAAUACUUUUAUACUUUUAUAAUUUGACAUGAAGCACUCUGGUACUCAUUUAAAUCAGGAUCUUUUGGAAACACACCUGUAAGGAUGGCAGUGAUUUGGAAUUGAAUUUUCCUCUCUGUUAUCAGAUAGAGACUCUUUUUUGGAAGUGAAAUGGUUUACCAAGAUCCCAAUCAUUUCAUUUGAAAAAUAUAUUGUGUUAGAAAAUUGUGGUCUUUCAUGCAAGUAGAAAUUGUGUAAUUUGCCUUGUGAAUUAAAGAGGGAAAUUAAUGGCUAUCAAGACUUAAUGAAGGAACUUUUGGCUAUGAGUAGUUAUGGUGAAGUGUAUGAAAUAAUAUUCAUAAAAUGUGAGAUUUAAAAGUGUAGUCAAGACUAGUUAUUGUUCUUCUAUAUUGUACAUGACUGACAGUUGUUUUUCUCUACUUUUCAACCUCAAUAGAUCCAAAAAGAAACUUUGACAAGCUUGUCCUUUCUCUUCAAUGUGGCAUGCCAAAUGAAGUGGAUUUUGCCAUUAACAUUUGUAUGCUGUUGUCAAAUGUUAGCAACUCCGUGUUCAAUCUCAGCAAGGUAGGGAUGAAAUCAGUGUUUCAACAGCAUGGUAGUCAUCCACCAGUGAUAAAAAUCUAGCAAAGUUAAAUGUCUUGUCAUUGGAAGAUGUAGUAGCUUUUCUGUUGUGUACUCUACAGUGAAACAAUCAUUUAAUAAUUUAUUUUAUACUUACUUGUUUACAUUGAUUUCUUGACAAUCUUGUCUUACUGGCCAGAGUAUAGAAAACAAACUCAGUGUAAGAAACCCUGGUUUCAGAGUCAAUUCCUUUAAGGUGACAAAUAUAUUUGAACUAAAACUACCUGGAGAAAAAAGAUAAAUCUCACUGCAUCACUACAAGGGAAAGCAAGGCUUCUGUAUCUGUAGAGAUAUAAAUCGCAAAUUCUACAUGUAUUUUUUUUUUGUAUUGCAGCAGUGGAGCUUGAUCAUUAUUAUAAAUAUGAAUUUGAAGUAGUGAUAAUUGAUCUUACUAGUAUGCUUAAGGUUAUUAGAGAAACUGUUAGGAGUGGUAUAUCAUUUACUUAUUACAAUUUUAGGCACCUGCAGUGGUGGAUACAUUACUUGCACAUGUUGGGGUAUUUUCUGAAGGUAUGUAGCUAUAGCUUCAAUUUGUUUUAAUUAGAUAUUCCACACUUUUUCUGGGUUAAAAGAGAUGAGUGAUACUUUGUAAAUUCACCAUUCACUUAUCUCAUCAAUUAGAAGGGAGGUAGGUGGGAUGAUUAUUUUGCUGAUCAGAUAAAGAAUGGAUUUUUUUUAUAUCUGUGCAGGAUAAAUUUUCAGUUAGAGUUAAAUUAAAGAACUGAAUGUAUUUAGGGUAAGUUUAAAAAAAUUAUUCUUCACCGCUACUUAACAAACUUAAAACUCUUAUGUUUAUCUUAAAGAUUCCCAUGGACUAGGAGAAUUAUAUGAACAGUGGUAUGCAAAACAGGAUAUGGAGAGAGAUUUUACAAGGGUAAGCUUCAAACAAAGUCUCAAACAUUUCUAAUGACUUUGCCAUAUUUGUGGUUUGUUUUGUUUUGUUCAUUCAUUAUUCCAAAUAAAAAUUUAAGAAGUUUCUCUCAAAGACAAAUUAAUAAUGGAGCAACCAUUUCAUUAACAAAACUGCAAUUGAAGCAAAGACUUUUUAUGUCAAAAAGUCAAGAAUGGAAUAACAAAAAGUAAAACAGGGAUAUUUGUGUUCUCAGAUUAAUGACUUUUUUUAUUGAACCAUGUAACAAGGCAAGAGUUGCUUGAUUAUUUUGUUGAAUUGUGCUUCUUUUCUGCAGUUUUGGAAGGAAGGUCUAACUGUGAAAGGGGUUGAGGACAUUCUAUGUAGUGACAGUGGUAUGUGUCAAGUAAUCAUAAUAAUUAUGAUAUUAAUAGUAACUAAAGUGAGAAAUAGAUGUUUGUCCAUUGGAUGCGAUCUUUAGUUUUGAGACAUUAGAGUCAAGUGUCAAGACCCUUGAAACAGGAAAAAAAGGAGUUUAGCAAGAUUAAUUUUUCACACAAUUUGAAGUUUCCCUACCUUUCAUCUAAUCUACAGGAUGAAAAGCCUCACAGCAUGCAUCAUUGCCAAUGGGGCAAAAACUUCAUCAAACUUUUUUCAUGGGUCGUUAUGAUGUAUCAGACAAUAACCUCGGGAAUGUUAUUAUUUUACUAUAUGCAUGACCCACUUCAUUAUCUUGAGCAAAAGUUCACUCAAACUACUACCCAUUAUAAGGGUUUUGAUAACAAAUGGCAACAUAAGCAAAUUCUGUGAUCUUUUGUUUUGUUUUUUCAGAUGAUAAGACUACAGACCAGGGAUCUCUUUUUCACCCUUCCAGAAAGAAAAUUGGUGCUAAGGAUGUUGAGUGCCAAAGAAUUUCUCAGGUGCUGACCCAAGCAUUUACCUCUACUUUUAUUUAUUGGUUACUUGGAAAGGCAAGAUAAUGGUACAGUUAUCUGGUCCUUUUGCAUUUAAGUAUUUUGGAUUAUACUCUUUAGUUGAUUUCUAUACUUUGAUCAAGUUAAGUCAGAAAACAUUUGUCUGCGUGUAGAUUUUAUUGACACGGCUCUACAUGUAGUACUCAAAACAACUCUAAAUCUAAGGGUUCUUAUUUACAUGUAUGUUAAAUGGAUUGUUGCCUAUUACAAUGUUUAUUAAUUCUUGGUAGUUAUGUGAAAGGGACUGUUACUUUAUUUCAUCUCCACUCUAGCCCAUCUGUUUCCCUUCAUGUAAUAGGUGUAAACAGUGGAGAAAGAACAAGCAGCGGUGUUAUUUUUGAGUGUUUGCCUUUUUCAUGAUAAUCACUCCUCUCUACAUCACAACAUUGUUACAGCUGGUAAAACAACAACCUAAUCUCUUUUUAUAUCAUCUAUGAAACAUUUUUUAAUUUUUUGGGUGUACUCUAUUUACAGGUUGGCAUGAUCUUUUACAACUUCUCCUUUGACAGUGCUAAUGCUGAUGUGCUUGCAAGCCAUCCAUUGUGCUUGAAGUAAGUAUUGGUAGUGUUUCUGGGCAUCAAAAUUAAGUAAAAGGCCCAAUGCAUCUCUUCUUCUUGUUGAUUGUUCAAGUUAAAUCUCCUGUGAAGCAAUAUGACUAAUUAGAAACAGGAAAUCAUAACCAUUAGUUGUGGUCACUAUCAUUAUCUAUAUUGUGUAAGCCAUUUUGUUGAAACUUUUACCAAAGCAGGAAAGAAAAUAAGAAACCUAAGUGGAUAUCUCUUUUUCCCCUCUAGGUUCUUAGUGCUGUGCAUUUGCAGUAAUCAUGGAUUUCUGCAAAGAAUGGCUUGGGAAACUCUUUCGAAUUUAGCAGAGAAGGUAAGCAUCCAAAUACAGUAUGUGUAUUAAAAAUUGAUUUAGUAAAUCAUUUGAACCUAGAACCAACAGUCAGUUGAUUUUUGAUUGUCAUGAUAAGGUAAAGUCAUUUGGUUCUGAGGAUUACUUUCACUCAGCUUUUCAAACCAGUCUAUAAUCUGGACAACUGUAGCCUCACCCAGCUGAUCAGCCUACAGUAUUAACUAAUUUAUUAUUUUUCACAAGAAAUUUGCUCUCUCAUUCUUUAUCAGAUGCUAAUGGACCCAAUUGAGUCAACAAGUACACAGAUGUUUUUUCAGAUGCUGCAUUGCUUUUUAGAUCAUAAAGAUCGUUACCAUGUCAUCAAUGGUAAGCUUAUAUUUGCUCAUGAAUUUUGCAAGGCUUAUGUUAAAAGAGAUUGAAGUAACAUCAUCUAUGGUGAAAGAAAAUCCCUUGUGGGAAUUAAUACUAACUUCUGCUCAUGAUGGUUUAUGUUCAUUAGCCAUGGAUGUUUUGGGCAAAUUGUGUACCCUGGAAAGAAAUGAUGAGGUUAUAGAAACUGGCCUUGAACCUGAGGCUUAUCAAUCACUCAUUAAAGUUCUGAUUAUCAGUGAUGUUCAGGUAAUCAAAAUACAUGUACUUGAAUAAUUUUAUUUUAGUGCUCCUUCAAAAAUGAUUCUAGUUUAGGAGAGAAUAUUGACUUCUUUUAGUCACUUGCACCUGUAGCUUAGCUGCAGUGCUUCGUGGCACUUGCAGGUACAUUUAAAGCAGAAAUCUGUGUACUUAGUUAACAUUUUAAAACUGAUGUAAUGUCAUAUAUGAGACUAUAGUUGUCUGCUAUCUCAGUUUACAAAGGCAACUUUAAGCAGAGAGAGUUAAUUAGAAAGUAGCCAUGUACUGUAGACAGAUACAGUAAUUACACAUAUGCUGAAAUGUUGUAAUUUCUUUCAGUUGGUUUUGUCUUCUCUGGAAUCACUCUACAAUUUGUCUGGAGUAGGGCAAGUGACAUCUGAUCAUAUUGCAGAGGUUAAUCAUAGUAUUGGUAAGUGCAAUGCAAACUAAAAGAGUGUUUUCCAUCUUAUCUUUGCUUGACUUCUCAGUAAUAUCAUUUAGAGUUUCAAACAAUGAGUGGGUAUUUUUAUUUAGAUAUUCUGGUGUGUUUGGUGACUUUGGAUGCAGAAUCUUUUGGACCAGAAGCCUUAUCAGAGGUGCAAAUCUUAGAAAAAAGGAUUCCAACUGCCUUGCCAGCAACACCAAAGCCACAACCAGCUACAACACCAGGUUAUUACACAAUUAGUUGUGGUGUCAAAUAUUUUGAAUCAAUGAUCAAUUAUUGAGAAUUGCUUGUAUUUUAUCAUAUAUACACAUGCAUGUAUUGCUCUUCAUCAUGCCUCCUGAAAAGGACCCCACACAUUUUAUAAUGUCCUCAUUGUUAUUAUUUUUCUUCAUUUUCCCACGCUAUUAUUUAUCAAGUGUAACAGUUGUUUUGGAUUUUGAUCACAAGCAAUGAUGAUCAGCACACCAAUAGCAAAGAUAGUUGAAUGAUUUUUGAUGUACCUAUUAAGUAUUGUGUAUAAGGAUGCUAGCAAUCAGUGUGAAAAACUAGUCAUAUGAGAAAGAGUUUUUGCUUAGUUGAAGGUGGAGUUGAACAUGCAGUAUAUUUGACAUGUUCUUGUUUUAAAAUGUGGGAUGGGAUAUAGUAACAAGGAGGCUAAACCUUUAAAAUGAUUUUAAAAAUUAAUGUUUGUUUUUGUUCCAGUUGCUCCACCACAACCAAGAGAACCAGUUCAACAACAGCAAGCCCCAUCUUCCAGUCCAUCCCCUGGUCCAGUGACCAGUCCCUCUCCUACACCAGCCCCCAUCAAGACAACAGGAACUGAAAUUGACCCAGAGACUUUCACUUUCAACUGGUAGGUCCACUGGGCCACUAAGCUCUUGUUUGCUACACCACAAUUAGUGUGAAGUAGAUUAUACUCUUAGAAUAUUAAUGGCCAGUUAAGAAUUCAAAUACAGAUGUAAAGAGGAAAUUUGUCCUAUUGAUUCUGGUUUGCCUCUCUGUGUCCUCCCUUAUUUUAAGAAGGACAAGUUAAUUAAAUUACCAAAUCAGUAAAAUAAUCAUUUUACUUGUUUGAAUUUUCAAGAAUUCCUGUUGAUGAAAGUACAAUUAACUGCUACUGAAAUCUCUUUGAACUGCCCCUUUUUAUUUCAACUGGGCUUGGGCCAGGUUUUUACAUAGUUUUGCAAAUGAAGUAUUUGUAUCAGUGUUAGUUAACUCCUAGUGAUUGUUUUUAAUUUGUUUUGUUUUGUUUUGUUUUGUACAGGCUUCAGGGAACUUAUGAACAUUCACCUGGAAAUUCUGUUUCUCGCAUUGACAUAUAUGCAGACUAUCUGUCAUCUUGUAGUAGACUGGCUAGAGUAGGAAUCCUUAAUGCAACAGCAUUUAAUCGCAUCAUCAAGUAAGUGAUGAGUUUUGUUUUAGUCAGGAUUUUUGAGUCAAAUCUUUGCUAUUAACCUUUCCUCUCUUAGGAGUUACCAAGAAUAAAUUUACUCCUAGAAUAUAUACAAUUUAUAUAUAUUUUUUCUAUCAGAAAGAUGUUGAGAAGUAAGAAAAAUGUUAGUUAAGGGACAUUAUUUUAUUUCUCACCAGAUUUUUAGAUCUAAAACUAUCAUGAAUGUAUUGUGUGAAAGGGUUAACAUUCUUUGGUGGAAGACUUGAGAUUCUUUGAGCCAGUCGCUUUGGACUUCAGAUGGAAAAGUUUUUUUUUUUAAAGUCUUGUCUUAGUCAUUGUGUUGUGUUCAUGGGCAACAGGCUUUACUCCUAUUAUCCCUCUCUACUCCAAGGAGGAUGAAUAGGUAUUGGUGGACUGUCAGGGAAAGUGGAUGAAUUACUGGGAGUUUCCUGCUGUUUACUAGCAUCCCGUCCAGGAGGAGUAGUUAUACUUUUAGUUGCUUCAUGCUAGUGAAACCAGGAUAAGCUUCCUGUAAGCUUGACAUUCCUUUGAAAAGAUCUGUGUGAAUCUGUCAGUGACACAGUUAAUUUAUUUUUUUGCAGAUUGGCUUUCCCUGAUGGCCAGCUUCGAAGGGUGCAGUCUGGGGUAAAUGUCCAAUACGUCCUAGCAGGUUUAAAACGUAGAGCUAACCCACUUCCAGUUAAAAGCCGAACAGAUUCACCAGCACCUCAGCAUGUUGCAAGCCCUCAUCUAGCAACUCAGCAGCAAGGACAGAGAAUACCCCCUGGUCAGCAGGUCAUCAAUAGGACUCCCACCCCUCCUGUUCAGAGUCAAAUUUCCCCAGGAUGGAAUCCACCUAAACAGCAAAACGUGACAGUUGCACAGCAAACACUCCCUUCAUCAAUGCCGAGGCAAUAUGAACAGAGGUCCACACCACAGGUUUCUGUGAGCAAUCAACCACAGAUGCUUGGAAUGGCCCAACUUCCAAGAAGACCAAGUACAUCUAGUCCGGGAGCCAUUCAAGCAACGGUAGAUCAGGUUCGUGUAUGAUCACGUCAAGUGAAAAAAGGGCACAAAUUUGUCCGUAAAAAGAAAUUAUGUUCAAAUCGUCAGACAAUGGUUUAAGAGAUGGCAUCAUUGUAUGGUGUGAUGUAAUAUAUACCAUCUGAUUUGUCUGCUGACACACUAAAACUCUAUGUGAAUGAUUGUUCAGUGUGGAAAAAAAUAAGAGAGUUCACAUGAAAACCACUGUCAAGUUAGUGAUAAUGGUCUCCCAUUGGUAACUUUAAGUACAGUUGUUCAUAAGUUAUGGAAGGCUCACUCAAUGCACUGUAGUUACCUACUGGUUAAUUUUGUUGAUGAUUUUUUUCCUAGGGAGUAAGACAAUUUACUACACCAGCUUUGCAACAGCAAAAUCUCCAAACUGUGGCCAAUCAACGGCACAUGAUCGGAGGUCAAACGCAAAGGAGUCUUGGUCCAACUGAUAAGGCUCAAACCCUUGAGAGAGUAGCAGCUAUGCGUAGAGCAAGUGUGGAAGGAACUAGUGCUCUGCAGGCACAGAAUCCACAAGCCCUCCAGCAUCAUUCCCAGGGGAAGAACAUGCAGAGAAUGCCCAUAUCUUCCCAAAGUCCAGGCCCAUCUAGAGGAGAUCAACAGCAAAUGGUUCACAGCAUGCCACCAACUGUGCAAGCGUCUCCAGGUCAAAAGGGCCCCAGUGGUGCUUAUCCAGCUCAAUCCAUCCCUGCUGAUGUACCUCGCAGUCCUGUUCCUCCACAGAUCCCACUAUUGAGGUCUCCACUUCCUUCAACAAGGUCUACACAGCCACUCACAUCACAACCAACUCAGACACCACUUUCAGUAGGGUUCAUACAAAGACCUGUUACAGCAGCAGAACCAUCCUCAUAUCGACCAACAGCCGCCUACCGGCAACAAGCUCCUGCUUUUCCUCAGCAGCAAAGUGUACGCCCUGCACCACCUGCUUACAGUGGGCGGCCUCUGUAUCACGGGUCUUACCCACCCCUUGCUCCUAAACCUGCACCAGGAGUCAAUGUUCAAUUAUCUCAAGAAAGCCAGUUGAGGAAGAAAGUUUCCUCUAGCACUGCCGUCGGCGGGAGCCAUCCCGGAACUCCACAAGUAGUGAGACCUCCCUUUCUUAGGGAAGAAGUUACAACAAGACAGAUGUUUGCUCCUCAUGAGAAUGCACCCAAUACACCACCCUCGCCUGUUUUGUCCCCUUCCUCAAGGAGUGGACAGCCGUUCAGGGGUUCUCAACCAGACUUAUCGGGUGGACAUGGUGGAAGAAACGUCAGACCUGGACUAAUAAAGAACAGCAGACAACCUUUUUCUGGGUAAUAUUCUUUUUUGUUCUCCUUGAUAACUUUUACGUAAUACAUUUUAAAAAUUGUUCACACGUAACCUGCAGGUAUUUAGCUUCGCAGAACAAUAACUUGAUGAUUGCUAUCCAAACAUUCUAAAUGCUUUCAUCUUAAAUGCCUUCAAAAUCCCAGAAAAGCUACGUCUGAAUAUUGUCUGAAUGCGGCUGACGGUGUAACUUUGUGAAUGUUCUCUUUUUCUCGCAGGAUUAGACAAGAAGGUGUCGUCCUCAUAGCACAGGAAGAGAGGGCAGCAGAUGUUGUUUCUUCAGGCCUUCUAGAGGGCGCAGCGGAACAAAAAAUUGUCGUCAUAGAAAACAAAAAUAGAACAGAUAUCAUCCCAAAUAAUUCGCUGUCUUCAGCGCACGCUAAUACUGCCCAUGAGCAUUCAAAAUUGUCAUCUGGGAACGCGUCAGUUAAUACCAGAGAUGAAAUUUGCAGAUCGAACAUUGAUGAACAUUUUGAUCAGUCAUUAGAGAGAAUGCCGUUGAAUCAAGGAGAAAAAAACUCUCUUCAGAGUAUACCCAAGUCAACUUUGUACCCUUCCAGUAAUGGUUCUUUAAAAAGAGACUUGAAUAUACAUGCAACCUACGGGAGUAGAACUUCUGCAUCAAACGAGGAAAACCUGAAUGGUCAGCGCGAUAAUGCCAGUGAUGAGUUUGGACAAGUAAAGAGGCCAAGACUGGAUAGUAGAAUGUCCUCCCUUGAAAAUGAAUUAGAAAAUUCUUCGUCGAUACCAUCUAGAACUGGAAGUCCAACCCCUCUUGUUAAUGGUGACAUCAAGGCUGAUCCAAGGAACAAACUGAUUGAUAAACUUUUAGAUAAGGAUUUGCAUUUACCUCUUAAUGGCGUUUGUGGAAUCGAUUCGUCCGAUAUAGACCUUCUUGCUUCCGACGGAGAGAGACUCAGUAGUAGUAAGGCGUCAUCACCAGAUCUCUUUGGAAGCGAAACAAAUUCGGAUUUUGGUAAAUAUUUAGAGGAGAGCGAUACAGAUACGGGCUUGUUUAGUGAUGUUCUGCAAGGAGAUUUAAGGAUAGAUCCGAUGGAGAAUGGUACUGAAGGCACUCACCAAACGGCAUCGAAGAUGCCAAAUUUUCCCGUGGGAACCUGUAAUGAAGGUGCAGUUGUAUCCAGCGAUAAAGGCAUUCCUGCUGGAGUUACGCAGCAACAAGGCAAGAUUCCUAUUCCUCCAACGGUGAGACCAGACCCCGUUCCUGGCCAGUAUAAUGCUGCGGUCAAUCGGACAUCACUUACAGGAAAUUCACCCUGGAAUUCUACAAACAAUGUGAAUCUUGAGUCAAAGACAGGCUUAAGCCUUUCGUCAGCGUCUGUCAAUGUACAAAAAGUUACAUUUCCACAUCAAAAUAACCAGCCGAGUUCUCAGCAAAUGGUAGUAACUCAUGAUUCUUCAUUCAUUCAGCCUUUUACGACGCCGAAAAACAUACUGCCCAGACCUCAGGGGCCAGACAUUGUCAAUAGCAAAGCUCCAGUCUCUCAAGGAUUAGGUAUUCAACAACCCUUGAUGGCUUCAUCUUUUCAUGGAGGGCAGCAAAUUGCUGCAGAUCAAACAGCCUUACCACAUGGAAAUGUCGCUCCGAGCAGAGGAAUGCCACCCGGCUGGGCCCCAAGUGGAGUUCAACAUCAGCAACUGCCGGUAGCACCACAUGCUGCUCGCAGGGUUCAGCCUGCUGCUGCUAUUGGAUUUCAGGUAGCCUCACCAGUUGGUGCACCCCUGGUGCCCCAAGGUGCUACUGUGCCUCCUGGUUCUCUGAGCUUGGGUUUAUCACCUGGUUGGCAGCCUCAGUUACAACAACAGCAAAAAUCUGUGACUGUUCACCCGGAUGUGACGACUCAAGGUGUGGCCACACCUGGGGCAGCGAUUCACGAGGCAACAUCUACGUCUCAAAGUAGACCACCAACUAGCCCCAUGCAGUUUCAGCACCCUGCCAUGCCACCAGCUGUGAAGAACGUAGUUCAAAACCCAGUUGGAUCCUUGCUAGUUACUCCGACUGCUCCUCAGGUGUUUGCACCUACCCCUCCUGCGCAUGUUAGCCAAGCCGAGUUUUCAGCACCUCAGAUGGUGUCUUUCAAACCUUUUAGAUGUCGAUGGACUACUUGCUAUAGGUCAGUGAUAUGUUUUGUUGGCUCGACUAAAUCGACUUAUUCAGUUGGUAGCGACAUAAAUUGCCAGAGAUAGCGCAUUCACUAAACAAUACAUACACAAUAUUGUAAUAACUCGCCAACAACGGUUGCUUCAUUGCCAAAGAACACCGUCAAAGUGGGAUGAAUGUAGUAAUUGUUACAUUGGGGUGCUUUAGUUAGACACAGGUCAAUGCUGCUUCUGUUGCUUAAAAGCGAAAUAUAUCAACGAACCGAAAGCAGAUUUUACUAGAGAAAUUACAAAUUGAUCUGUUUUUCCUUUUAUUGUUUACAGCUCAUUUGACACCAGCAAAGAGUUAUUUGCACACGUGGUUAGUGAACAUGUCCCUCGUGACAGUCUGGUCAUGUCGUGUAUGUGGGAAGGUUGCCCAUCAGUGCGCCGCUCACGUUCGUCACUUUUAUUUCACCUUCAGGUAAGUUUUCCUGGGUAAGAAAAAAUAUCUUUACUCUUUAAACAAAGAAUAAUUGAAGCAUCUUAAAAGGUUCUUUUAUUCGGUUUUUUUCCGCUUUCAGUCUCCAAGUCGUGGAUUCAUUCAAACAAGUGAUAGUUGAAAAGAAAAUUUAUUCCCGCUGUAUUUCGGAUUUGGCUGUCAUUUGUUAAGAGCUGAUGUUGUUAUGUCUUUUUUUUUCACUUUUUCUCGGAAGUGAUUAUUGUAGUCACUUGUGUUUACUGAAAUAUCAAUUGACUCCAAAAUGUGAACCAGGUCGCCUAUUUUGGACUUUCUGGUGCCAAAUGUGUAGAUCUCUAUCCUCCACUCAUUUCGCAACAAUGUCAAAAAUUAUUGUCACAGCUAACCUUCUAACUUUGUGUCUCCGCAGCAAAAACACAGUGAAGCAUCACCCGCUCCCAACUCUCUCCCGCCCCAACCAGCUCAACACCAGUCUCCUCCUGUGCAACCUCCUCCACAACCUCAGCGUAAUCCCCAGCCCAAUCCCCAGCCUCCUCCGCCUUCCACUCCGUCCACGUCAUUUGUUCCUGCAUAUCACUUCUUAGCUCGCAUGUUGCAAUCAUUGCAGGUUAGAAAUAUUUGAGUUAUACGGCCGUGAUUUAAGGUGCUAGAACGGGAAUUGAAAGCUUAUAGUCUAAGCGUUUUAGCAAAGUAGUUUGUUGAUUAUCGCAUUCGGAGGACUUGUAUUCCGGUGGUUGCACGAUAAGGGAUUCUUAGUUGCCUCGAAUUCAAUUUUUUUUUAAUAAAGCUUUUUAGUAAUUAGGCGCCUCACGGAGUAAAAAUUUGGAAAUUAAAAGGACGGUUGUAAUCACCUUUAGAGGAAUCUGUGAUUAACCCGUCAUUUUAAAAUGUCGAAUUGUCUUUUUAUUUAUGAUUCUUUGUAACCAUUCUCGCCUGAAAAAAAAAAAAAAAAAAAAAAAGAGCUCAUUUUAAGACGUAAUGAACUGUAAACUUGUAUGUCCUCAGUUGCUUCUCCGUUUUCAUUCUCUCCUUUAAACCUUAUUGUUAACGUUUGUCCACCAGGGUGAAGAAGAAUCGCCGUUGACGAAGUCAGUACGGUUAACUGCAGCCCUUGUUCUGAGAAACGUGGCACAGUACUCAGCUUUAGCCAGGAGGUAAGUCUUGUUAAAUUCUUGGUAUACUGCUCCUCUCCAAAUUAUAGCUUAAAUCACCAGUUUCUCUUUAGGUGUUAGGAGAUAGGGUAAGCGAGUGCCUCGGUCAAGAGGAAUUUGAUAUUAAAUUAACGGCAGCAACAAAAAUUGCAACUUGCAAUUGACAUCCUGCUAAUUUUUACAUAUCGUGCCUUGUCGAUAGAUGUACAGUAGACUCUUAUUAUCUGUGUCUGACCUUUUGACUUUCUGGUUUUGUCUGUAUGUCUUUUUACGGAUGCAAGUAAAGUAAAUUAUUUUUUUAUUACGUUACAGCUUAUUAAGACGUCACGAAAGUCGACUGUCACUUAUUGCCAUGUCCAACUCAGAAGCUGCUAAUGCUAUUGCGGCCUGUCUCUCUGAAUUGUCUCCACAUAGAAGGGGUUCGUCAGAAGACUCUGGUGUCUUUUUCUGGGCACCAAGCAGAUGAUAUAAAUUUUAUCAAAGUAGGGUAAUCAUUCCGAUGACUGCAUCUUUUGCUAUCAAAUCUGACGCUCUUUGAAGACGAAAUUACGAGAAUCUAACAAUAGAAGAAGUACACAGGCUUCUUUGGUAAUCUUACUCCUUUGAAGAUGGCACAAGUUUUACUGUUUCUUCAGAACUUGUGAGAGCGUUUUUGUUUUUGCUAAGGUUUUACAUGCGGCCUCAAGUAUUUUUAAGACUUGCAGGCUAGAGAUAAGUAAAAAGCGUCUCUGUGCUAGGAACUUACAACGUGACGUUGAUAAAGAAAUAUUUCGUUUGUAUAGAGAGAGAACAUUAUUGGAACAGAAAUAUUCAAAGUAGCUGUUCAUACCUGAUUAAGUAAUAUAAUUAUUUGUACAGUUCUUUUAUGACAUUCGCUUCUCCGUUAUGUAAGCUCUUCUCCAAAACAAGAAACGCCAUGCAUUGAAAUCAGUGAAGAAAGCAAAUUAUUGAGCUCGGUAAUGUACUUUU